AUGAUGUUCAGCCACUACGUUAUGAUCCAUUUGACAUUCAUCGCGUUCGGCGCCACUAACGCUCGAAUUAUUGACGAACCGUUGACGAGUAACGAAUGUUUACCGCAGAUGAACUUACCACUUCAAGAAGUUGCCGAGAAAAUCUGCGAACUCUGCCACGAAUUCCACAGUCACGAGGUUCCUAAUAUGCGAUCCGAAUGCAGAUCGGAUUGCUUUUCAACGGAUAAAUUCCGAUUGUGCAUGCGUAUGUUCACAAGCGCUCCAAAACGUCAUAAUCGACACAGUCGACGACACCUACUGUAUUGGUAG
Molecule: messenger RNA, 309 nt
Organism: Angiostrongylus costaricensis
Lineage: Eukaryota; Metazoa; Nematoda; Chromadorea; Rhabditida; Metastrongylidae
Source: the annotation of a GenBank genome assembly